Necator americanus (New World hookworm) is the source of this 204-nucleotide messenger RNA. RefSeq lists its product as uncharacterized. The transcript has 3 exons. NCBI's taxonomy places the organism in Eukaryota, Metazoa, Nematoda, Chromadorea, Rhabditida, Ancylostomatidae. The record is from RefSeq and is a predicted model, not a curated record. Bases 1 to 204 code for a protein of 67 amino acids.
AUGUGGAUAAUAUGCGAGCAACAAAAAUGGCUAAAAAUGAGAGAAGGAGCAAAUAAAGUUCCUAUUGUAGAUUACCAAAUCGAAGCACAGAUACAAAAGCGAGAGUCUCCAACCGUUAAGCGACAAAAAGACUGCUUUUCUGCGAAGAAGUAUGGUCGCAUUUUAGCGAGAAGUUCUAGCCCUGCACACUUUGGAUUGGAUUAA